AUGACACCUACAACUUUCACAGUGUUGUUGUACUUCAACGACACCAUUUUGACUGAAGAAAACUACUCUGAAACAUACAUUAGCUCUCAAACGGCUUGGGUGAUCAUAACAAACACAAUGACUAUGGUCGAAGUGAAGCAAACUAUUCUCAACCACUUCAACAUGUCAACAGUAAACGAAUAUGAAGUCGACUUACAAUACAGGUUACCAAUUUUCAUAUCUGCCACCACUGCACAUUAUAGAUCAUGUAAGAUAUUUGUAGAUGACAAUGUUGAGACAUUAUUUUUAAUGGCAACAGAACAUGUUACAGAAGUUCAUGUUGAGAUCAUGGCAUUUAUUACAAAAAUGCACCAAAGCGCAAUCCCGUCUGAAGUUUAUUAUGAUUUGGCUAAUAACUUCAACUAG
Messenger RNA from Sphenostylis stenocarpa, 405 nucleotides. The record is from the annotation of a GenBank genome assembly. Lineage: Eukaryota; Viridiplantae; Streptophyta; Magnoliopsida; Fabales; Fabaceae.